GCUUGUUGUUCUGUACUUCAGUUAUCUGUAAUCUCGUGUUUCGUAAGUUGAUUCCGUCUCAAGCUCCUCUCUUUUGCACCUAACGUUCCUCGUCAAAUGAUGGAUUCUUUCUUUCGAUCCUGAAGAAGGGAUAUCUCCGUAUCGCUCUCUUCCGCCCCUCCUCCCAAUUUCAUUUCUGGCUUUCUGCUCCUCUGUGUUUCCUAUAGAUCGGUGGAUUCAUGGAGGCGGUUCAGUUCAAGUUGUUUCUGCCGCUAUUUUUCGCGGCUUUUCUACUCUCUCCGUUGAUUCAUGCCACGGAAGUUAAGUACUGCGAUAAUAAAGGCAAUUAUGCUGUUAAAGUGAGCGGAGUCGAGAUGUCGCCGGAGCCGGUGGUGAGAGGCAAGCCUGCGACCUUCAGCAUCUCCGCCACCACAGAUGAAGUAAUCUUUGGAGGGAAACUUGUAAUUGAGGUUUCAUACUUUGGGGUACAUAUCCACACUGAGAGCCAUGAACUCUGUGCAGAAACAUCUUGCCCUAUUAUAGUGGGUGACUUUGUGCUCUCUCACACCCAAACAUUACCAGGAUAUACUCCCCCGGGCUCCUACACUCUCAAGAUGAAGAUGAAUGACAAAAAUGGACACCAGUUGACAUGCAUUGGCUUUGAUUUCAGCAUUAGCCUAGGAAUUGUUGUGGUGGAUAGUUAGGUAACUGGAAGACUGUUCUGUUCUGGAUUGGCAUGUAGAGAGAGAGAUUGCAUUAUUCUGUUCUGUUUUGGAUUGGCAUGUAGAUAUCCGUUCUAUUGAAACUUAAACUAAUAAAUACCACAAAUUUCCUGUAACUUCUAUGCUA
Messenger RNA from Nelumbo nucifera (sacred lotus), 828 nucleotides. RefSeq lists its product as uncharacterized. NCBI's taxonomy places the organism in Eukaryota, Viridiplantae, Streptophyta, Magnoliopsida, Proteales, Nelumbonaceae. Gene Ontology annotation, molecular function: sterol binding. Gene Ontology annotation, biological process: intracellular sterol transport. The record is from RefSeq and is a predicted model, not a curated record.